This is a messenger RNA of Esox lucius (northern pike), 3167 nucleotides long. RefSeq names its product neuronal membrane glycoprotein M6-b. Gene Ontology annotation, cellular component: myelin sheath; plasma membrane. Bases 417 to 1283 code for a protein of 288 amino acids. Lineage: Eukaryota; Metazoa; Chordata; Actinopteri; Esociformes; Esocidae. The record is from RefSeq and is a predicted model, not a curated record. Gene Ontology annotation, molecular function: structural constituent of myelin sheath. Gene Ontology annotation, biological process: axon development; central nervous system myelination. The transcript is spliced from 7 exons.
AAGCCUUCACCUGUGGGAUACAGCGGGUGGGGGACGCUAUAUGAGGUGGGGUCAUUCUAUAACAUGAGUAGGUUGGGCGCUCUAAAAUUCUCCAUUUUUUAUCCAUCGCCAACGCGGGAUUGCAAGUGAUGUAGAUCCAAAGCACUAGCUGGCAUCAUUAGGGACCACUAAUCUGUACAAAAUCCAAUCUGACGAGACCUUUGCGUCUUGAAAUGGGAUUGUAGUAUAUACAGAGAAGAGCUAUAAGCUCGCUAGGGAGAGGAAGACGAAGAGGAGAGAGAGGCGCGGAGAGAGUGCACGUGAGGGAGAGAGGGAGAGAGGGAGAGAGAUACGGCGGGAGAGAGAGAGACCGCGAGUAAGAGCAAAGUCAGAAUCCAAAAGCCAGGAAGGAAAAGUAUUCAAAGGAAAAAAUCCAAAUGGAUGGGACAAAGCCAGUCAUGGAGUCCACUGCAGAGGAGAAUUUAGAGGAGAGGGAAGAAAGCAAAGGUUGCUUCGAAUGCUGCAUCAAGUGUCUGGGCGGAGUGCCCUACGCCUCCCUGGUGGCCACCAUCCUGUGCUUCUCGGGCGUGGCGCUCUUCUGUGGGUGUGGCCACGUCGCGCUUACCGGCACACUGACCAUGCUGGAGAACCACUUCUCGCGGAUCACCAGUGACCACGCCACCCUCACGGCCGUGGUCCAGAUCAUGCAGUACACCAUCUACGGCAUCGCCUCGUUCUUCGCCGUGUACGGGAUCGUCCUGCUGGCCGAGGGCUUCUACACCACCAGCGCCGUCAAGAAAGAGCUCCAGAGCGAGUUCAAAACCACCGUGUGUGGACGCUGCAUCACGGCCACGUUUGUGUUCCUGACCUACAUCCUGGGCCUGGCCUUCCUGGGGAUCUUUGGCUUCUCUGCCAUCCCCGUCUUCCUCUUCUACAACAUGUGGACCACCUGUGCCGCCAUGAAGUCCCCCAUGGCCAACAUCACCGAUCCUGACUCCAUCUGUGUGGACGUCCGGCAGUAUGGUGUUAUCCCAUGGACCGCGACACCGGGCAAAGCCUGUGGAUCCAUCCUAGGGGACAUCUGCAGCAGCAGCGAAUUCUACCUGUCUUUCCACCUGUACAUUGUUGCCUGUGCCGGAGCUGGGGCCACACUCAUUGCAUUGAUUCACUACCUGAUGAUACUCUCCGCGAACUGGGCUUACCUGAGGAGCGCCUGCUCCCAGCACGAGUACCAGGACAUCAAGACCAAGGAUGACGUGGAGGAGGGCACGUCCAAGGAGGGCCUCAACUCCUCUUACUCAUAAGAACCGGCCAAGUACCCGACCCAUGCCGCCUCCUCAUGAAUAACCCCCCCCCUCUCUCCCCCCUCCCCUUCAGAUUAUAACCCAUGCCCGAGGCUUGGUCAAUAUGGGUAGUAUUCUGACCUGAGAUCUGUGCGCUCAGCUCAAAUGUUUGCACCUCGUCCUCCAUUGACAGCAAUGGACAACGUAUGUGAGUGUCUGAGUUGUGAUCACUUUUCUUAACUCCGAAACAGGGUCUUCUGUCCAAACGGGAGCAAAUAUUUUCUGCAAAAUGGAAAAGGCAGGUUUCUAUUGUGAGAGCUCCGAUUGGGCGGUAAACCUCUUCUUGUUUGCAAACCUCUGCUCCCGAUUGGAAAGCAACACGGCAAGACCUUGCUGUCACAUUUGACAGCUCCGAGCCAAGCACAGCACUAACACAGCUCCCAAUAACUGACUGACAACAGGGUCACUGUCUGCACUAACUCCAGAGGAAGUGUGCCACAAAUCCUCCUCCAUUUCUUUGGUGUUUUAUAUAUAUAUAUAUAUAUAUAUAUAUAAAAAAUAUAUAUAUAUUAAUAUAUUGUGCGAAUGUGUAUGUAUGAAUGUCUGUUGUUUUUUUAAUGCUACUUCGAAGUACACCAGGUUUACUAUUUAUUAUUCUAUUUAUCUCUUAUCACCGACAUUUUGCUCCUUCGGUUAUCUUAUCCCUCCUCAGACGAUUUUUUUUUUAUUGUGUUAAUGCGUGAUACGUUUCACUGUUAAAAAUAGAGGAGUAAAACGUACACCUGUCCCGUGCAUACAUCACCUAAACAGCAGCUCAGGGUGCCUAUCAUAGAAGACCCCCUUAGAAAACACGUUAUAAUGUUACAACUCCAGCCAGUUCCGUUGAGCAACUCUUCAUGUUGUCACGAGGAGAAAGCAUGCGCUGUGGCCGUGAACCGAUUUGACACACGCUCUGCGCUGUGACCGCCCGUGCAAAGCCACAGUUCUGUCAGCAGCCAUCGGCAGGUCUGACUCAAGGCUUUGACCUCUAGGUGACCCUUUAGCCUGGUCGCAUGGCCGCAUGUGCCGUCUUGCCAAUUUCCAUGGUCCCAGUCUUGUUACGGUCAUUGUAGAAAUUGGUGAGACCUUUUUGACGCAGGAACAGGCUUGUGGAUCUCAACCUAGCUCUGAAUCGCGAGCUUUCCGUGUCACAGCCUUGCUAUUAAAUCCACCGGACAAACAAACCCUCUUGGCCAGAUUGGGUUGUUCUGAAAGAUAGUGAUACAUUAUACAUACCUCAGGUGAUAAAAACCAAAAGAAACCACGCCACCUGAUCCCAGAUCUGUUAUUGCUGUAGAGUUUCUAUGUUUGGCAUUACGAUGAGCGUAGGAGGCACAACAGUACAAGCAGACCUGGGACCAGGCUAACACUUCACUGAUUAAGCACACACCGGUUUAGCUAGGAAAGACCACAGCUUUAGUCACAGCAAACAUAAAAGUCUGACGCUUGUUCGCGGUGGACAACUGUGAAGGAGGCCGUCUGUCCCAUCGCAGUUUUUGGAUUCAAUUAAUUCACUGAACUUUAAAGGGUCUCUCACUUUGCCCAAGACACGUCCACCCUUUAGGUGUGAAGUUCACCUGUAAAUAUAUGGACCAGCCUAAAAAUUCAGUUUAACCGAAUGACAACCUCCCGAAAGUGGAAAGCACGGUCAGUGUUUCACCAUCCUAUUUUACCCUCGAUUAAAAAUAUGUAAAUGUUCCCAAUGGAGUAUACAGUAUGUUUAGCAUCCAAUUACAAGUCCUGCAUCUGAUAUAGUUGUAAUGUUAAAUCUUGAAAACGGUUUGUUGUGAGAAGCAAGCAAAUGCAGAGGAAUAACGGCUGACAGUGAUGCUUGUAUUGUAAACAUUUUGUGAAGAAAAAAAAAAA